AGUUGUCAGAGGGACGCGAAUCCGAUUAAUUAACAGUAUACAUAGGAUAUAAAAGUUGGAAAUGAAUAAGUGUUUAAUAAACCACUCCCGAAGUCCUCCCCAUACAAGGGAACUAAUUUUGAACUGCUUAACCUACGCGCUUUUCACAAUUGUUACGCUAUGCGGAAUUUGGCUCUUGUGGGACGUGUCCAGCAUUCAAAAUUUUAUGUCGGACAAAAAGGAUACCAUGGUGCUCGACCUAUCCCGCACGCAGGAGGUAGUAUUGGAGUCAGACUCCGAGCAGCCUCGUGCUCGUAAUGUGAACUGCACAUUUUGGGAUUGCCUUAACAUCUACAAAUGUGGUCAGAAUGAGCAUGACAAGCUAAAGGUGUUCAUCUACCCAUUACAAGAGUUUGUGGAUGAAAAGAGCGAGAAAGUGGCAACGACGCUGUCAGCUGAGUACUUUCAAAUCCUGGAGGCAGUGCUGAAGAGCCGUUACUACACAUCAAAUCCAAACGAGGCUUGUCUUUUUUUGCCGAGUUUGGACCUUUUAAACCAAAACAUAUUUGAGAAGAAUUUAGCUGGUGCCGCUUUAGCAACUCUAAAUUUUUGGGACCGUGGCGAAAAUCACAUACUUUUCAACAUGCUGCCUGGUAGUGCGCCCGAAUACAAUACUGUAUUGGACAUCAACACGGAUAAUGCUGUCGUGUUGGGUGGCGGAUUCGAUAGUUGGACAUAUCGACCUGGUUUUGAUGUUUCUAUUCCAGUUUGGAGCCCGCUUCUGCAGCAUUAUCAUCCACCAACCCAGUUUUCCAGGGAUCGGAAGUAUUUGCUUAUUGUAGCGCAGUUAAAUCUUUUGCCCCUACAUCUACGCACAAUCCGAGAGCUAUCUAAAAAGCAUGCCGAUCAGGUACUUAUGCUGGGACCCUGUGAGGGGACUGAUUUGGCGUUACGUUGUACCCGCACUCAUCAUCAAAAGCAUUUGGAAUACCCUCGCAUACUAUCGAGAGGAAAAUUUUGCCUUGUGGGUCGAAGUUUGCGCAUGGGCCAACCAGAUCUCCUCGAAAUUAUGUCCCAAAAUUGUAUUCCUGUGGUGGCAAUUGACAACUAUGUAAUGCCCUUCGAAGACGCCAUAGAUUGGUCAUUGGCUACAGUGCGUGUCAGAGAAUCCGAGUUGCACUCAGUGCUGCGAAAACUUUCCGUUAUAUCUAAUGUAAAAGUCGUUGAGAUGCAGAAACAAGUCCAGUGGCUUUACAACAGCUAUUUCAAGGACCUGAGGAGCAUAACCAUUACAGCGUUGGAAAUUUUAGAGAGUCGAAUUUUUCCGUUGCGGGCUCGCAGCAUUCGAAAAUGGAAUGCCAUUAGCACCAAUAGCCGCGCAACGUUUAACCCUCUGUUCUUGCCCUCCCUCUCCCCUAAAUCACAAGGUUUUACUGCAGUCAUUUUGACAUAUGAUCGCGUAGAGAGUCUAUUUCUCUUAAUUCAGAAGCUUGCUGUCGUGCCUUCGUUGCAAAGUAUUCUCGUUAUUUGGAACAACCAACGUAAAAUGCCACCACAUCUUUCAACAUUCCCAUCUAUAUCCAAACCGCUUAAAAUUAUACAGACUAGUGAAAAUAAGUUGUCCAACAGAUUUUUUCCAUAUCCCGAAAUUGAAACUGAGGCGAUUUUAACUAUAGAUGAUGAUAUAAUAAUGCUGACGACUGACGAGCUAGACUUUGGUUACGAAGUUUGGCGCGAGUUUCCCGACCACAUAGUGGGAUUUCCUAGUCGCAUUCAUAUGUGGAAUAAUGUGACCAUGCGUUGGCAUUACGAAUCUGAGUGGACAAAUCAAAUAUCUAUGGUGCUCACCGGCGCUGCUUUUCAUCACAAAUAUUGGAGCCACAUGUAUACUUACGCCCUGCCAGGCGACAUAAAACAGUGGGUAGAUGAGCACAUGAAUUGCGAAGAUAUUGCAAUGAACUUUCUUGUGGCAAACAUAACAAAUAAUCCACCAAUCAAAGUAACACCCCGCAAGAAAUUUAAAUGCCCUGAGUGUACCAAUACUGAAAUGCUCUCAGCAGAUUUGAAUCACAUGCGUGAACGUUCUGCCUGUAUUGACCGAUUUUCGAAGAUUUUUGGACGCAUUCCACUCCGUACUGUUGAAUUCAGAGCGGAUCCAGUUCUAUUUAGAGAUAAUUUCCCCGAAAAGUUAAAGCGCUAUAAUGACAUUGGUAGCCUGUAAGCACACCAAGCUUAGAUGUUUGAUUUUACGGCAA
This is a messenger RNA of Scaptodrosophila lebanonensis, 2234 nucleotides long. It is a transcript of the gene sotv, whose product is annotated as exostosin-2. Gene Ontology annotation, molecular function: glycosyltransferase activity. The record is from RefSeq and is a predicted model, not a curated record. The transcript has 4 exons. Bases 62 to 2200 code for a protein of 712 amino acids. Gene Ontology annotation, cellular component: membrane. Lineage: Eukaryota; Metazoa; Arthropoda; Insecta; Diptera; Drosophilidae.